UCGCUGGGCCGCGCCGCCAUUUUGAGUUGUGUGGGCUUCCAGGGCGUUCUGAGUGUGGCCUCGCCCGGGGAGGUUCCGUAGAUCACGGGCCAGAGGCGCGCGUCCGAGUGUCAGGUUGGAGCCGGGAAGCGUCCCUGGGGGGAGCGGCGGCGGGGGCAGGAUGAGCGCGGAGGCGGCGGACCGGGAGGCGGCCACCUCCAGCCGGCCCUGCACCCCGCCGCAGACCAGCUGGUUCGAGUUCCUGCUGGAGGAGUCGCUGUUGGAGAAACAUCUGCGCAAGCCCUGCCCGGAUCCUGCACCAGUUCAACUUAUUGUUCAGUUUUUGGAACAGGCUUCCAAACCUUCAGUUAAUGAGCAAAACCAGGUGCAACCUCCGCCUGAUAACAAGAGAAAUCGUAUUUUAAAACUACUUGCUCUUAAAGUUGCUGCACAUUUGAAGUGGGAUUUAGACAUAUUAGAGAAAAGUUUGUCUGUUCCAGUAUUGAAUAUGCUACUAAAUGAAUUGCUGUGUAUCAGUAAGGUUCCUCCUGGGACGAAGCAUGUGGACAUGGAUCUGGCCACUUUACCUCCAACCACUGCCAUGGCUAUCCUUCUCUACAACAGAUGGGCAAUUAGGACAAUUGUUCAAAGUAGUUUUCCUGUCAAACAGGCAAAACCUGGACCUCCUCAGUUAAGUGUUAUGAAUCAGAUGCAACAGGAGAAAGAGCUAACAGAAAAUAUUUUGAAAGUACUAAAAGAGCAAGCUUCUGAUUCUAUUUUGGUACUAGAGGCAGCCCUUAAAUUAAACAAGGAUCUUUAUGUCCACACGAUGCGAACACUAGAUUUAUUGGCAGUGGAGCCAGGCAUGGUAAAUGGAGAAACUGAGAGUUCUACCGCUGGACUGAAAAUCAGAACCGAGGAGAUGCAGUGCCAGGUGUGUUAUGAUUUGGGUGCAGCAUACUUCCAGCAAGGCUCUACAAAUUCAGCUGUCUAUGAAAAUGCCAGAGAAAAGUUUUUUAGAACCAAAGAACUAAUUGCAGAGAUAGGUUCAUUAUCUCUUCAUUGUACCAUAGAUGAGAAGCGGUUAGCGGGCUAUUGUCAAGCAUGUGAUGUUCUUGUCCCUUCUGAUAGUACAUCUCAACAAUUGACUUCAUAUAGUCAAGUCCAUAUUUGUUUGAGAUCUGACAACUAUCAGGAUGUAGUAAAGAUUUUCAUUGAAGAUAACUUAACCUUCAGUUUACCUGUCCAGUUCCGGCAGUCAGUACUAAGGGAACUCUUCCAGAAAGCUCAACAGGGUGGGUCUACUUUUGUAUUCUACAGAAAUGAAGCUCUAGAUGAAAUCUGUUUUAAAGUCUGUGCCUGUAACACAGUCCGUGAUAUAUUGGAAGGUAGAGCGAUUAGUGUUCAAUUUAACCAGCUAUUUCUUAGACCUAAUAAAGAGAAAAUAGACUUUCUUCUUGAGGUAUGUUCAAGAUCAAUAAAUUUAGAAAAAGCUUCAGAUUCUUUGAAGGGAAACAUGGCUGCUUUUCUAAAGAAUGUGUGUCUGGGGUUGGAAGAUCUGCAGUAUGUUUUCAUGAUUUCUUCACAUGAGCUUUUCAUUACAUUGUUGAAAGAUGAAGAACGAAAGCUACUUGUUGAUCAGAUGAGGAAGAGAUCCCCUAGAGUAAAUCUGUGCAUUAAACCUGUAACUUCAUUUUAUGAUAUCCCAGCUUCAGCAAGUGUCAACAUUGGUCAGUUGGAGCAUCAGCUGAUAUUGUCAGUGGAUCCCUGGAGGAUUCGACAGAUUUUAAUUGAAUUACAUGGUAUGACUUCAGAGCGCCAGUUCUGGACUGUGUCUAACAAGUGGGAAGUACCUUCUGUGUAUAGUGGGGUUAUCCUGGGAAUUAAAGACAGUUUAACAAGAGAUUUGGUUUACAUUCUUAUGGCCAAAGGUUUACACUGCAGUACUGUUAAGGACUUUUCCCAUGCCAAACAGCUAUUUGCUGCUUGUUUGGAGUUGGUAACAGAGUUCUCACCGAAACUUCGUCAGGUCAUGCUGAAUGAGAUGCUGCUUUUGGAUAUUCAUACCCAUGAAGCUGGAACGGGGCAAUCAGGAGAAAGGCCUCCUUCUGAUCUUAUUAGUAGGGUGCGGGGAUAUCUGGAAAUGAGGCUUCCUGAUAUUCCUCUUCGUCAAGUGAUUGCUGAGGAGUGUGUUGCUUUUAUGCUAAACUGGAGGGAAAAUGAAUACCUUACACUGCAAGUUCCCGCGUUUCUGCUUCAGAAUAAUCCAUAUGUAAAGCUUGGACAGCUUUUAGCAGCUACAUGCAAAGAACUUCCUGGCCCUAAAGAAAGUAGACGGACUGCUAAAGACCUUUGGGAAGUUGUUGUUCAGAUCUGUAGUGUGUCCAGUCAGCACAAACGAGGAAAUGAUGGCAGAGUCAGUUUAAUAAAGCAGAGGGAAUCUACAUUAGGCAUAAUGUAUCGGAGCGAACUACUUUCUUUUAUCAAAAAAUUACGGGAACCAUUGGUUUUGACCAUUAUUUUGUCACUCUUUGUGAAACUUCACAAUGUUCGGGAGGACAUUGUGAAUGAUAUUACAGCUGAGCACAUUUCUAUUUGGCCAUCCUCCAUCCCCAACCUCCAGUCCGUGGACUUUGAAGCUGUGGCAAUCACGGUGAAAGAGCUAGUUCGGUAUGCCCUCAGUAUAAACCCCAGCACCCAUUCCUGGCUAAUUAUUCAGGCAGACAUUUAUUUUGCAACAAAUCAGUAUUCGGCAGCUCUCCACUAUUACCUGCAGGCAGGAGCUGUGUGUUCUGAUUUCUUCAAUAAGGCUGUGCCCCCUGAUGUAUAUACAGACCAGGUAAUAAAACGAAUGAUAAAAUGCUGUUCUUUGCUGAAUUGCCACACACAGGUGGCAAUUUUAUGUCAGUUCCUCAGAGAAAUUGACUACAAGACAGCCUUUAAAUCAUUGCAGGAACAAAACAGUCAUGAUGCUAUGGACUCCUACUAUGACUACAUAUGGGAUGUUACCAUUUUGGAAUACUUGACUUAUCUUCAUCAUAAAAGAGGAGAAACAGAUAAAAGACAAAUUGCAAUCAAAGCCAUCGGCCAAACAGAAUUGAACGCAAGCAACCCAGAAGAAGUGUUACAGCUGGCAGCGCAGAGAAGGAAAAAAAAGUUCCUCCAAGCAAUGGCAAAACUUUACUUUUAAGCAGUUAGUUAAAAUUUUUUAACUUUUAUUUUUUAAACAAUGGGCUAAAAAUAAACAGUAUUAGAUUAUAUAAUA
This is a messenger RNA of Mirounga angustirostris (Northern elephant seal), 3244 nucleotides long. It is a transcript of the gene INTS8, whose product is annotated as integrator complex subunit 8. The transcript has 27 exons. The record is from RefSeq and is a predicted model, not a curated record. Lineage: Eukaryota; Metazoa; Chordata; Mammalia; Carnivora; Phocidae. Gene Ontology annotation, molecular function: protein binding. Gene Ontology annotation, biological process: snRNA 3'-end processing. Bases 161 to 3169 code for a protein of 1002 amino acids. Gene Ontology annotation, cellular component: integrator complex.